Penicillium bovifimosum is the source of this 774-nucleotide messenger RNA. RefSeq lists its product as uncharacterized. Gene Ontology annotation, molecular function: carbon-nitrogen ligase activity, with glutamine as amido-N-donor. The transcript is spliced from 2 exons. The record is from RefSeq and is a predicted model, not a curated record. The annotation marks the transcript as partial. Gene Ontology annotation, cellular component: mitochondrion. Lineage: Eukaryota; Fungi; Ascomycota; Eurotiomycetes; Eurotiales; Aspergillaceae.
GAGCUGCAGUGUACGUCGGAUGGAAAAAACGAGCUAGGAGAUACGUGGGGGAAUGACGACGAGAGAAGGUCUGGGGAGGAGUUUGGAUUAUUCAAGGUCUUUACGAAAAGCGAGAGUCAACACUGGGAGCGCACAGACCAGUUGGGAUCUUCCGCCUUUCAGAUUGAUUGUCUUCCCCAUUCACCUUUGAAUCUCCAAUUGAGCUUGUUCUCAUUGUCUAGGCUGUCAAUUACAAUGUUUCAUUCAAUUCGUUUCUCUUCACGUGUGCCAGCUCGUCUGGUACGUUGGAACUCCACGGGUCCGGUUCUGCCACCCUUGAUGGCUACUUUGCGGACUGACCUGAAAAUUGCUAUGCGAGCCAAGGAUACUACAAGACUCAAUGUGCUUCGCGCUUUGAUUUCCGAGACCAACAAUGCUGCCAAAACCGCCUCGCCGAUCCAAACAGACAUCCAGCUCUUGUCGCUCAUCCGGAAACGCUUGAGUGCUGCAAAAGAUGCAGCCAAGGAGUUUGAGGCUGCUGAACGGCCAGACUUGAAGGAGAAGGAGGAUGCACAGGUUGUUGUGUUGGAGGAGUAUGCUGGGCAGGUCAAGACUCUUCCCGUCGCCGAGAUUAAGGAAAUUGUCUCCAACGAGAUCAGUGCUAUGAUGAAUGCCAACACAAAACCCAACCAAGGAAGCGUGCUCAAAGCUCUCUUUGCAGCAGGGGGUCCGCUGGAUGGCAAGCCAGUUGACCGCAGAGAAGUGGCCGCCGAGGUGAAAAGCGCGCUUUCUUGA